Messenger RNA from Cuscuta campestris, 3060 nucleotides. Lineage: Eukaryota; Viridiplantae; Streptophyta; Magnoliopsida; Solanales; Convolvulaceae. The record is from the annotation of a GenBank genome assembly.
AAUGAGGCAAAUUGGCAAAAAAGCAAACAUCCAACUUUUAAAACCCCCCCAAAAAAAAUAUAAACGACUCAAGUUCUAACUUUGCGUCUGCUCCCCUCAUUUGAAGCAAAAAUCUAUCUAUGCAUCCAAAAUCCAAAGUCCAAACCUAAUUAUAACAGCAUGAUCGAUCCAUCCACUGUACGGCAGAGCCGUCGAUUUUGACCGGCUUCUCCGAUCCUCCCUAAUAGCUCCAUCGGCUCCGCCGAUUCACUGCCGCCGAUCGAAUUCCUCGAUCUCCUUCUCCAAAUUCGCGAUCAAUCGGCGACGGAGUGAUUUUGCCAGCACAGAAGCAUCAUGAUGCAGCGCCUGAGGAUAUAGAACCGAGUCUUCUCUUGCUUGGCCACGGUCAAGCACCGCUUCCGGAGGCCGGAUUUCCGGCUGGAUCGCCGGCGAGAAGGGAAAAAGUAAGAGAACAGAGUCAUGACGAUGAUGGAUUCGGAUAAUCGGGUCGGAGCUUGGGAAUUUGACGGAGAGAAUUGAAUGAUGAGUUUAUAGGGGUUGAGUGUACCAGUUCGACUGGGUCACAUAUUUUUUCUUUAUUAUACUGAGCAAGACCGGUGUAGUAACCAGCGUGCCAGGCCAGGCCUGUGUCUCAGUCUUCCAAUAAGAUAAUGCUGCUGGCCGGGCCAGGUCAACAUUGGAGAAUUAACCAUGUCGGAUGGUUUUGAGCCCUCUCCAAGGCCCAAAAUGCACCCUUCUUCCAGGGCCUCCUCUUCCGGGUGAUUAAGUCUUUUAAUGGCCCUUUGAUAUUUACUAUCCCGGGAAGGUCUUAGCUCACCCCCCCGUUCAAGUCUUCCCUGAGAAGGGGGAAAUAGGAUGCGCCACGGUGGACAAUCCCUCUUCUAUUUCUUUUAAUGGGCAUCUUUUAGUCCCCAAUCAGUUUGCCAGUCUCGGCUAAUUCCCCGAUACCGGUCAAACCUCAUGGGCCCGUGUAAGUACGGUUCGAACCUUCUUCCAGGUCCAGCCCUCUUGCAGGCAUACCCUCUUCCGGGCCCCUCUUCCGGGUUUAUUAUUUUUUUAUUUUAUACUGAGCAAGACCGGUGUAGUAACCAGCGUUCCAGAUCCGGCUGGUGGCCGCUGUUCAUCAAGCCGCGGCAAAUCCAUCUGCUAAUCGGCGGGUUUCUGCGUUUCAUACUCCCUAAAGUUUAACCAUGGCGUACAAUCAUCACUGUCACCAUUUGUCUCAAAAGCUCUCCUUUUCGGCGUUUCAUCCCAACGGGAAUUCCUCAUUUACUCUCCCACCUCGCAUUCCCUCGAGCUGCCCUUAUCGACGAUUCGCCGUUUCAGUCUCGUCCGGCGGCGGAGAAGCUGCCGGCGUCAGAUUCACUUGGGACGAUGUGUCUCGAGUCUCUAAUUCUCCUGGAUAUCACUCUCCUGACCUGCAAUGCUUCUUCGAUAAAGUUAAACUCUGUAAUCAAAAAUCGGAAAGUCAGAAUGAGUUCAUGCCAUUUGUUGUGGAGAAUGCAAUAGUUGGAUAUGUUCACAAUAGGUUUGCAGAUAAACUGAGGAAAUUUGAAAACGUGUUUGUUUUCCCUAAUGGCAGUUCUUAUGGAAGCUGUUUUGAGUGCCAUGUUACAUUAAAUCCAAUACUCCAAACACCUGAGGAUAGGACUGCUGCUGUUGAUGUAGUAGUUAGGUCUUUAGGGGAAGAACUGAUUCCAGGUAUACGGAGUGAGUUAUUUCCAGUGACACCAUCUUUUGAUACACCAGCAUUUUUCUCAUUGGAAAGAGCUGCAGCACCAUACUUUGGGAUAAAGGCUUAUGGAGUUCAUAUGAAUGGGUAUGUUGAAAAAAGCGGGCAGAAAUUUCUCUGGGUAGGAAAGAGAAGUGACAACAAAGUCACAUAUCCUGGAAUGCUUGAUCAUCUAGUUGCUGGAGGACUGCCACAUGGGAUCUCUUGUGGAGAGAAUCUUGUGAAAGAAUGCAAAGAAGAAGCAGGCAUUCCAAGAUCUCUUUCCAUCCAAGCUACACCAGUAGGAGCCGUGUCAUACAGUGACAUAGACGGAUAUAGGUUCAAGAGAGACGUCCUCUUUUGCUAUGAUCUCAAGCUUCCUGAAAGCUUUAUUCCUAGUAAUGAAGAUGGGGAGGUCGAAAGCUUUAGACUGGUGUCCAUAUCUGAAGUUGCAAAUAUAGUAAUGAGGACUUCGUAUUUCAAAGCAAACUGCAAUCUUGUUAUCAUUGAUUUUCUUAUACGGCAUGGUCCUAAAUCCUGUCUUAUCACCUCCUCCCAAUUCUUCUUAGGUCUACCCCUUCCCCUACUUCCCCCGAUAACCGUAAUCCUCUCGCAUCUCCGUACAGGGGCGUCAGCAUCCCGCCGUCUCACAUGGCCAAACUACUUCAACCUCGCUUCUCGCAACUUGUCUUCCACCGGUGCCAUACCUACUUGACGUCGGAUAACCUCAUUCGAAAUCCUAUCCAACCUUGUCUUCCCGCACAUCCAUCGUAACAUCCGCAUCUCCGCCGCAUGCAGACGACGCACAUGAGUCUUCUUAACCGCCCAACACUCUGCCCCAUAUAACAUAGCAGGUCUGACUACGGAUCGAUAGAACUUACCUUUCAUUCUAUGCGAAAUCUUCGGAUCACACAACACCCCUGAAGCUAACCGCCAUUUGGGCCAAGCCACUCCAACCCGAUGUCAGCGUUAACUUAUUGUACGUUUUUCUGACAUUAAAAUUGAUACAUGCAGGUAUGUUAAGCCUGAAGAACUUGGAUACUUAAAGCUACUUCAAAGCUUGAGAAGUGGAGAUUGCUCCUGAGAAACCUGUUUUUUCAUCUUUACCUGUAGAUAGCGGUGCUCGAGGGUAGUAGGCAGUGGCGGUGCUGGACAAUGGCAGGAGGCAGCUAGCGGCGGAGGAGGUGUCGAAGGUGGCAACCGCCAACCAGCGGUGUAGGAGUGAUGUUGACGCCUUAACGGCGGCAGAGGAAGUGUAGUGUUUUUCUUAAUAUAUCCUUAAAGUUUACACUCUUUAUGUGCCUUACAUUAUUGAUUAAUACUUCAAGAAAUAAUGUUAUUUAGCGACU